AUGACAGUGCUUUUCUACAUUAGCAAUAUGGCGGGUGCGAUGUUAUUUGAAAGAGUGCAAACUGUGUCUAACUCAGACCGCGAACAAUUUUUGAAAAUAAAUCGAAAUGGAGAACAAAAUAACAGUGAUGAAGAAAACAUUAAAUCAAAAGAACAGGAUAUCCUCAAUCUUGGUGAGCAAUAUAAGAGGGAAGGAAAGGCUAAGGAGCUUGCUGAACUCAUAAAAGCAACUAGACCUUUUCUGAGUGAAAUAAGCAAAGCUAAAGCUGCAAAAUUGGUUCGUUCUCUUGUUGAUUUUUUUCUCGAUCUCGAAGCUGGUAUUGGCAUUGAAGUUCAAUUAUGCAAAGAAUGUAUCGAAUGGGCAAAGGAAGAACGCAGAACUUUCUUGAGACAAAGUUUAGAGGCUCGUUUAGUUGCCUUAUAUUUCGAUACUGGAAUGUUUUCAGAGGCUCUCACACUUGGAUCUACUUUACUUAAAGAACUAAAAAAACUUGAUGACAAAAACCUUUUGGUGGAAGUUCAACUUCUUGAAAGCAAGACAUACCAUGCCUUGAGCAAUCUUCCCAAAGCGAGAGCAGCCCUUACUUCAGCUAGAACAACGGCUAAUUCUAUAUAUUGUCCACCUAAAUUACAGGCUGCCCUUGAUUUGCAAUCUGGUAUAUUGCAUGCAGCAGAUGAAAAAGAUUUUAAAACAGCAUAUUCAUACUUUUACGAAGCUUUUGAAGGCUUUGAUAGUGUUGAAGCACCAAAAGCUCUAGUAGCUUUGAAAUAUAUGCUUCUUUCCAAAAUAAUGUUAAAUAAUCCAGAAGAAGUCCAUCAAAUUGUUAGUGGAAAACUGGCAAUCAAAUAUGCUGGAAAAGAUAUAGAUGCAAUGAAAUCUGUAGCUCAAGCUUCACAUAAAAGAUCAUUGGCUGAUUUUCAAGUUGCUGUGAAAGAAUUUAAGCAUGAGCUUGAAGAUGAUGUUAUUGUACGUGCUCAUUUGGGAACUUUAUAUGAUAAUAUGCUUGAACAAAAUUUAUGUAGAAUCAUUGAGCCUUAUUCAAGAGUUGAAGUUGAACAUAUUGCCAAAACUAUAAAGCUUCCUGUGGCACAAGUUGAAAAAAAACUCUCUCAAAUGAUUUUGGAUGUUAAGUUUCAUGGAAUAUUAGACCAGGGAGAAGGAGUACUAAUAGUUUUCGAAGAGACCCCAAUAGACAAGACAUAUGAAAUGGCUUUAGAAACAAUUCAAAGUAUGAGUAAAGUAGUGGAUACUCUCUAUCAAAAAGCUAAGAAAUUGUCAUAGGUUGAAAGAAUAAGAAAUAUUAUGAUGUAAACAGACUGUAUUUUGCCCAAUAUCGAAUUAUACCUUUCUCUAACAGUUGUCCUAAUCAGUUCUAACAGUAACAGAAGUUCCAUUUAACCUGUUUUUGUAAAUAAUUAAUAACUUAAGUUUUUUCGAUCAAAAUUCAGAAAUUAAUUGUGAACUAUGUACAAUGAACAGUGUUUUGGUUUUUGAAUUAAAAUCCUGUUUCUUAA
Harmonia axyridis is the source of this 1514-nucleotide messenger RNA. RefSeq names its product 26S proteasome non-ATPase regulatory subunit 11 (gene Rpn6). The record is from RefSeq and is a predicted model, not a curated record. Gene Ontology annotation, molecular function: structural molecule activity. The transcript is spliced from 2 exons. NCBI's taxonomy places the organism in Eukaryota, Metazoa, Arthropoda, Insecta, Coleoptera, Coccinellidae. Gene Ontology annotation, cellular component: proteasome regulatory particle, lid subcomplex. Gene Ontology annotation, biological process: ubiquitin-dependent protein catabolic process. The coding region runs from base 1 to 1281 and encodes 426 amino acids.